Messenger RNA from Fusarium keratoplasticum, 2199 nucleotides. RefSeq lists its product as uncharacterized. Gene Ontology annotation, biological process: eisosome assembly. The record is from RefSeq and is a predicted model, not a curated record. The transcript has 3 exons. NCBI's taxonomy places the organism in Eukaryota, Fungi, Ascomycota, Sordariomycetes, Hypocreales, Nectriaceae. The coding region runs from base 1 to 2199 and encodes 732 amino acids.
AUGCCCCCCGUCACAUCCCAGCAGCCAACCAUGAUUCAGUCUCAGUCCGCGACAGCCCCAGCGCACAACUCGGGACGGCUCAAAUACGCCGACCCCCGCGAUCUUCCCAGCUUUCCUUCUACCGGUCUCCGUCCCGAUGGUGCUGCUGCAAGUGCUGCGGCUUCUCUCGGGUGGUCCAACCAGAAACCCAUCGAGCUUUGGAAGCCCGACAAGACGUCUUCGGCCUCCGCGGCGGCCGCUCUAGCAAAGAACUACAAGAUGGCGCCGUCAUGGGAACCAACAUCUAACUCUGCAGGACAGCAGGCGGCACUUUUAGCAGUUGGCUCCGCAAAUGCAGCAAACAAGACGUCGAUCCAACGCAAGUCUCACGAGGGUUGGGGAAGCUCUGCUGCCAACCAGGCAUUCAACACAAAUCGAUCCAACUCGAUCCGACAAGUUCACCAAACGACCUCCAACUCUUCACUUCAGGGCCAGAAGUCUCUCGCCGCUGCCAAAGGAGCCAUGGCAACCACCAGACGCCGCGCUCAGUCCACACCUACAGCCCCUCCUGGCCGCGACCCUCUGAACCCGAGUGCGAGCACACGACCAGAUGCGUUAAGUGGUGCAACUCUGGCGCAUAAAGCCAGUCUCAGGUCUAAGCCAUCGACAGAAAGCGCAGGCGCUGUUCCUAUCACAACCAUGACCCGAAACAUGUUCACCUCUCAUCCUCCCGUCAAGCCAGAGGUGGAUGAACGGAAAACUAACGAGCAACUUCACGCAACUGCUGUCGCAAUGGCACGGAAGAUGUACACACAGCAACAGAGGAUGAUUGACCAGGCCAAGGACAACCAGGGCCAGGAUUCCGACGUGGCACAUCCCAAGCCAUACAUCAAUCUCCAGGACGCCGCUUACAAGCAAGCCCAAGAGCGACUAGCGAAACUUGAAGAAGAACACCAGAAGAACCGAGACCUCCAAGGAUACUAUGGGAAUUCCACCUCGUCUCGACGCAGAUUUAUGUUGACUUCGAAACUGCGACGUCGGUCAUCGAGUGACGGUGACCUCGAUGAUCGGCAACAGUCGGAAAAGAUUCGACAGCAAAUGUCACUCUUUUCAAACAAGCUUUCCGAGGUUGACGAGAAGAAGCGCGCAGAAGAUCGCAACAUACUACUUGCCGCGGCGCAGCGCAACGUCAAGGCUCGGCUUCAAGGCAUGGAUGAGAAGGUCUACCACGAAACCGGCAUGGUCAACCCAACACUGUUGAACGAGUGGGAGCUCAAGGCUCACCAAGUAGCAACUGCCAGUCAUGAUGCUAGAAACGAGAACAAGGGCAAGGUUGACAUUGGAGGUGGGAAGUUUAUGGACCCCCACGAGGUGAACACGAUUGCAGCCAAGAGAGUGAAGCCUGUGUUGGACGACAUCAACGAGAAGGCAGAGGCUGAGCGGGAGCGACUCGCGGCGCUCAAGCUUGAGGAGGAGGCAAAGAAGGCCGAGCAAGAGAAGCAAAAGGCCCGAGAGCGAGAGAUUAAGGAGAUUACCAAGAAACUGAAAGAACAAGAAAAGCAAGAGUACAAGACCAAAAAAGCAGAAGAGAAAGCAGCCAGGGCGGAGGAGAAGCGCCACGCCAAGGAGGAGAAGCGAAGGUCCAGGGGCGAUUCUGUGGUUACAGGCGAAGAGGGCACUGACGAUCAUGCAAGUGCUCGAAGUGAAGAGGCUGGAGGUGUACUUGUGACGGAACCGAUUGAGCAACCUACAACAACGAGGCUUGACACGGAUACGAGCAAUACGGACAACCAGCGCAAAAUGAGUGACUCAGGAAUGUCACCCACCUCCAAGGUCAAGGGGUGGAUCAGGAACCGAUUCUCUCGAGGGAAGUCUCUGGGAGAAAAGGACAGGGAGACCCACGACCACAAGAGGCGCAGCUUCAUCGGAGGUGCUGCUCUUCGGGGAUCGGAUCUGAAUCAUAGUACGACAAGUCUUGAUAACCGGCCGUCGAGCAUGCGAGACGUUGCUCUCGCCGGUCGAAGUGCCCAAGCCGAGACGAGCGACCCGGAACGGAAGGAUUCUCGGGGCGUCAGCCCUGUCAGCACUCUUGAGGAUCUAACAACAGAUAGGACCCGAGAUUUGGCGAUCACUCCGCCUCCAGCGAUCGAGGAUCCGGCAGUGCGGGAGACGCCUAGUCCAUCCCGGGAUUCUCGGUUCAAGGAGAUGAUGGAUCAAUAA